Brassica oleracea var. oleracea is the source of this 799-nucleotide messenger RNA. RefSeq lists its product as uncharacterized. NCBI's taxonomy places the organism in Eukaryota, Viridiplantae, Streptophyta, Magnoliopsida, Brassicales, Brassicaceae. The transcript is spliced from 4 exons. Gene Ontology annotation, molecular function: sequence-specific DNA binding. Bases 1 to 504 code for a protein of 167 amino acids. The record is from RefSeq and is a predicted model, not a curated record. Gene Ontology annotation, biological process: DNA-templated transcription.
AUGGGAUUGCUCGAUCUCGAGAAGCACUUCGCCUUCUACGGUGCUUACCACAGCAACCCAAUCAACAUCGUAAUCCACAUCUGCUUGGAUAAGAAAUCUGGUGAAGAGAGUGGAUUUGAGGAAACCCACAUUGUGGAAUCAGUUUCAUGGGAUGAUCUUGAGAGAAACGCUGCUAGUAAAGCCGGUGGUUGUUCUAAAAGACAUCACUCCUGGAGAUCUCACCAGCACGACUCUUCUAGAAAAGAUGACGAAUCACCUGGAGACUUGUACGAACUGUGGAGGCAAGAACAGAAUAUCAUAGCUGCAAGACUAGACAAGGAGCUUAAAUCCAGGUGGGAGCUUGAUGAGCUGAUUGAAGAACAGCUGAGCAGAUACCAGUCGCAUUACUUCAAGACCAUGGUUUCAACCUCCUUGAAGGAUGUCUCUAACCUUCUCAUGCCCACCUGGAUACCGCCUCAUGAGCUGGCUGCUGUGUCCUGGCUUGGAUACCGCCUCAUGAGCUGACUCAGGUAUAAAGUGUUGGAACUGGUGAUGAAGAAGCUGCUGAAUCAAACAGAUACAGCAGAGUUUGUGGUCGCAUUUGCAGGGAUUCAAGACGCCAUCCACCAGUUCUUGGAAAUUCUGUCUUCUUAGCAACUCAUAUUGUCCAUGUACAACAGUAUGAAACCUGAAACUAACAGUUUCGCUGACCAUGUCUUGAUAUAGUCAUUGGUAUUAACUCUUUAUAAGCUAUGCAGUAUUGAUCGAUGUUAUGAACAAACCAUUUAUAUUUUUCUCUUCCGAGUGUAUUGUGUUUCCC